Myxocyprinus asiaticus (Chinese sucker) is the source of this 3837-nucleotide messenger RNA. Its product is annotated as zinc finger protein 3. The record is from RefSeq and is a predicted model, not a curated record. Gene Ontology annotation, biological process: regulation of transcription by RNA polymerase II. The transcript is spliced from 2 exons. Gene Ontology annotation, molecular function: RNA polymerase II cis-regulatory region sequence-specific DNA binding; DNA-binding transcription factor activity, RNA polymerase II-specific. Lineage: Eukaryota; Metazoa; Chordata; Actinopteri; Cypriniformes; Catostomidae. Bases 22 to 1653 code for a protein of 543 amino acids.
GCGACUCCUGUGUUUGAUGAAAUGGCGAAGAUUGGUGACUUAAAAUCAUUUCUUGAAUCUUCGUUAAAUGAGAUCUUCCGCGCGACUGUCAGUGAUAUUCUGAAUUCAGUGGAUCAGAGUCUGGCGGAAUAUCAGCGCAAAAUCCAGCAGAUUGAGUCCGAAAAUGAAGAUCUGAGGAAGCGACUGUGUGCAAAAGACAAAAGGCCAAAACGUAUGAAAACAACAGCUCAGUUUGACUGUUCAAGAAAUGAUUUCACUCAAGAUCUGUUUCCGUCUGCUCAUACGAGUGAGUACAGACUUGAAACUAAGAUCAGUGGAGAUUUACUGAACAGCUGCCUAAAAUCACAAACCGCAGAUGUCGGAGUGCAUCGGUUCAGCAAAGAUCAGUCAACGACGAUAGUGACAUUCGUGAAAACCGACCCUGAGGAUGGAUGUGCUAUUGACCUCUCGAAUCUUCACACGUCUCUUAAAUACAUGGAUAAAGAAAUCAAGACUGAGAAUUCAGAUGAAGACUUUAAAUGUUGCUCUGAAUUUAAAUCUCCAGUGAGUGGCAUAAAGGUAAGUGUAGUGUCAGACAGUGCUGAUGAAGAUGGUAGUAACCACAGCAGAGAUACUAAACCAGUGGAUGAAGAGCAGCAGUUCACUGAGACAAAGAUAGAAGUGUCAAGUCCAGACGGACAGUCGGGAGAGGGUUUUCCUGGAAAAUUACAGAUAACAGAAUCUCCCCCAAACUCGCAAGGAUUAGACCCAAGUCUGAAUUAUCCCUGCAGUCAGUGUAGUAAGACCUUCAAGCAUGAAGCAUCACUCAACAUUCACUUGAGAUCGCACAGCUCAGAGAAGCAGUACGUCUGCAGCCUAUGCGGCAAGGGUUUCGACCGCGCCGAUAUCUUUAAAAACCACGAGCGCACGCACACUGGAGAAAGACCCUUCAUCUGUGACGUGUGCGGAAAGAGCUACGCCUACAAGGGCCUGCUGCGCACGCACAAGAGAACUCACACAGGUGAGAGGCCGUAUGGUUGCUUGCAGUGCGGCAAACGAUUCAACGAACUCAACCAGCUCAAAGUGCAUUCGCGGACUCACACGGGUGAAAGGCCGUUCAGCUGCACUGAGUGUGGCAAAAGCUUCACCCACGACAGCAGUCUGAGGACCCAUCGGCGACUGCACACUGGAGAGAGGCCGUACUGCUGCAGCCAGUGCGGCAAGAGAUUCAAUGCUAUGGGCGACCUGAAAAACCACCUCCGGAUCCACACGGGCGAAAAGCCGUACCAAUGCGAACGGUGUACGAAGACCUUCAGCCAGGCCGGACAUCUGUCCAUCCACAUGCGCAUGCACACUGGAGAGAGACCGUACAGCUGCGACGAGUGCGGCAAACGCUUCACGGUGACCAGCAGCCUCAAACUGCACCAGUUAACUCACACGGGUGAAAAAAUGCACAACUGCUCACACUGUGACAAGAGCUUCAGGAGAGCAUGCCACCUCAGGAGACAUGAGCUAGUGCACACAAAAGAGAAACCCUACUGCUGUUCAUAUUGUGACAAGAGGUACUACGAUCAGUCGGCAUUAAAGAGACACCUGAAAGUUCACACAACGGACAAGAUGGACAUGCAGAAGAGUAAAGACAAUUGUGAUGCUGCUCGAGUCAUAAUGCAAUAGUGCACACUAGUGAGGGGAUUCAAGAGUAGUGUUAAUUUUACAGAACAAUACUUAUUGUUCAGGACCCAUAUUCACAAAGAUUUUUAUCUUACCGCUUAUAGUUAGGAGUUUUUGCUUAAAACCUAUUCACAAAACCGCUAAGAGCAAGUUUUAGUUAGGAAAUUUUAAGAUAAGAGUAAGGCGGAGUUGACCUUGUUGCUAUGGGUGAUAUCAUGUUUUAUCGCGCUCUUUUAAAUCGCCCUCAGUGAUUGGUAGACAGGGAACAGCUAUUUGUCAGCUUGACAGACAAUGAUAUAUACAGUAAAUAAAGGAUAGAUAAAUAGAUACAGUUGAAGUCAGAAGUUUACAUACACUUAGGUUGAAGUCAUUAAAACUGAUUUUUUUAACCACUCACAGAUUUCAUAUUAGCAUACUAUAGUUUUGGCCAGUUUUUAGGACUACUUUGUUCAUGGCAUGAGUAAUUUUUCCAAAAGUUGUUUACUGACAUUGUUUCACUUUUAAUUGACUAUAUCACAGUUCCAGUGGGUCAGACGUUUACAUACACUAAGUUAACUGUGCUUUUAAGCAGCUUGAAAAAUUCCAGAAAAUUAUGUCAAGCCUUUAGACAAUUAGCCAAUUAGCUUCUGAUUGGCUAAUUGGAGUCAGUUGGAGGUGUACCUGUGGAUGGCCUACCUUACAACUCAGUGCCUCUUUGCUUAACAUCAUGGGAAAAUCAAAAUAAAUCAGCCAAGACCUCAGAAAAAAAAUUGUGGACCUCCACAAGUCUGGUUCAUCUUUGAGAGCAAUUUCCAAAUGCCUGAAGGUACCACGUUCAUCUGUACAAACAAUAGUAUGCAAGUAUAAACACCGUGGAACCACGCAGCCAUCAUACCGCUCAGGACGGAGACACAUUCUGUCUCCUAGAGAUGAACGUAGUUUGGUGUGAAAAGUGCAAAUCAAUCCCAGAACAACUGCAAAGGACCUUGUGAAGAUGCUGGAGGAAACAGGUAGACAAGUAAAUCCACAGUAAAACGAGUCCUAUAUCGACAUAAUCUGAAAGGCUGUUCAGCAAGGAAGAAGCAACUGCUCCAAAACCGCCAUAAAAAAGCCUGACCACAGUUUGCAUGUGCACAUGCACAUUUUGGAGAAAUGUCUUCUGGUCUGAUUAACUGACAUAAUGACCAUCGUUAUGUUUGGAGGAAAAAGGGUGAGGCUUGCAAGCUGAAGAAAACCAUCCCAACCGUGAAGCAUGGGGGUGGCAGCAUCAUGUUGUGGGGGUGCUUUGCUGCAGGAGGGACUGGUGCACUUCACAAAAUAGAUGGCAUCAUGAGGAAGGAAAAUUAUGUGGAUAUAUUGAAGCAACAUCUCAAGUCAUCAGCCAGGAAGUUAAAGCUCGGUCGCAAAUGGGUCUUCCAAAUGGACAAUGACCCCAAGCAUACCUCCAAAGUUGUGGCAAAAUGGCUUAAGGACAACAAAGUCAAGUUAUUGGAGUGGCCAUCACAAAGCCCUGACCUCAAUCCGAUGGAAAAUUUGUGGGCAGAACUGAAAAAGCGUGUGCGAGCAAGGAGGCCUACAAACCUGACUCAGUUACACCAGUUCUGUCUGGAGGAAUGGGACAAAAUUCCAGCAACUUAUUGUGGGAAGCUUGUGGAAGGAUACCCAAAAUGUUUGACCCAAGUUAAACAAUUUAAAGGCAAUGCUACCAAAUACUAACAAAAUGUAUGUAAACUUCUGACCCACUGUGAAUGUGGUGAAAGAAAUAAAAGCUGAAAUAAAUAAUUCUCUCUACUAUUAUUCAGACGUUUAUAUAUUUAAAAUAAAGUAGUGAUCCUAAAUGACAGGGAAUGUUUUCUAUGAUUAAAUGUCAGGAAUUGUGAAAAACUGAGUUUAAAUGUAUUUGGCUAAGGUGUAUGUAAACUUCUGACUUCAACUGUAGAUAGAUAGAUUUAUUUUUUUAGGAUGAUGAAGAUUUCUUCAUCCUGUGUUGAUGUAAUGAAACGAGCAUGAAUCCCGUCAACAGCAUCAAAAUACUAUGUAGCCCUGCAAUUGCAGUGAUUCCCUGUGAAUGCCCCCUUUUUUCUCUGUAGUGAGCGCACAUCCACAGGAAAAAAAUACGCCAUGAAUUGUUGGAUGAUGUGUGGUCUGGAGAGGGCAUAUAUAUAUUUUGCUAGAUUAUUCUGCUGAUGGACGACAGAAAUUCCCAAU